This is a messenger RNA of Mizuhopecten yessoensis (Yesso scallop), 1387 nucleotides long. RefSeq names its product UPF0561 protein C2orf68 homolog. The transcript has 4 exons. The coding region runs from base 72 to 485 and encodes 137 amino acids. Lineage: Eukaryota; Metazoa; Mollusca; Bivalvia; Pectinida; Pectinidae. The record is from RefSeq and is a predicted model, not a curated record.
UGACGUUUAUCACAUGUUACAUUUAUGGUAAAGCUAGUUGAAGCUGAUUAUGCCGAUGGUGUUCACUAACCAUGGCUGAAACACCGGUCACCAGGAUUGAUAUGAAACAUGGAUUUAUGAAAAGUAUUAUCAGGAAUCAAGUGGACCGAAACACAUAUGAGAAAGAAGUCAAAGCUAAGAAGGGCGUGUCAAAGACUGGCAAACAUUCUGGGUCUAAGCACAAGAAACCUGAGGCCCAUGUGUACAUUCCUCCUAUGAGACAGCAGAAAGAUGAAAAUUUGAAAGAAGAAAUGUUUUGUUUGGAGUUUGAAGACAAAAAUGGAGAAGUUUACAACUUCACGGUCUACCAGUGUGACAGAGCUGGGGCGGUUGCUAGAAGAAUUGGUCAAGAGGCACAGUUACCUCCCUUGUUUGUGGGUGCACUGGAGGAGAGACUACAGCAAGAGUUUGAAAACCAUGCCAGUCAGAACAAUCCUAUUUCCUGAACACUUACCAGACUAAGGGUCACUCACCAAGCCUGUCUCCACAGGUUUCUGAUCAAAGGUUCUAGCAUGCUAAAUUGGAUGAUUCUGCUGUGGCCAGGGACUGGCUACACAAGUAGCCUGACCAUGAGUAUCAGAGCUGUCUCAGUUCAGGAACAAAGCUUGUCGGACACCAAACAGCAUUGCAGUGUCGACAGAUGGUCAAAGUUUGCAAUUUCUUCACCUUUGUACGUUUGUCAUGGACUAGUACACUUUUUUGAACUGGACUGAUUCUGUUUUAGAUAGACUAUUAAAUACACUUGACUCUAUCCCUUAGCAGUGCUGUAUCAUGCUUCCGCUCGCUGUGCUCUUGUUUACCUUCAGAUGCAGAAAUAUAGAGCAUAUCUUGGCCACUGUUAUAUAUACGGACAUUAAACUUGGUAUCUAGGAACAUCAUGAGAAGGCACUGAACAGGACACUAUAAUCCCCACUUAACCUUGAUGUUGAGGACCCCAAAUACAGGUUUCUGUGCCAUAUCUUAUGCAAAGAUUCAUGUAGGGAGAUCAUGCUUCGUAUGCUUAUACCUACCAUGGUCAGAUGAUGUGUAGCAUACCAAAAAAGGAUCAGUUAAACCUCUCUUCUGUAUCGUUUUAUAUAAAAAUCUUAAGGUGUGUGAACAAAGUCCCCACUUCAAAUUAAAUCUAGUUUCCUAAUAUUCCUUUAUGUAUUUCCAUUAUAAUAUGGCCAAACCCCUUUAUAUAAAGCUAACACUUUAAUGGGCAAAAAGUUAGCAUGAUAAAAUUGUUUUAGUAUAUCAUUUUGAAGCAUUCCAGAAAGUUUCCUUACUAUUGUAGCCCCUGUAGGUAUACUGGAUAAAACAUACACUUACCUGUUGGAUAUACGAACGUUUUGUGUUGCGCAUGAGC